This is a messenger RNA of Elaeis guineensis (African oil palm), 3726 nucleotides long. NCBI's taxonomy places the organism in Eukaryota, Viridiplantae, Streptophyta, Magnoliopsida, Arecales, Arecaceae. The record is from RefSeq and is a predicted model, not a curated record.
UCUUUGCUUUUAUUCCAUCCCUCCUCCUUUCUAAAAAAAUUCCAAGAAAAAAGUUCCAUGUUUUUCCUUUUAUUGGUGGAAUUUUAGCUGGAAAAAUGGCAUUUUUCUCUACUUUUUUGUCUCUUUAUUGGCGGGGAGUUUGUCGCGGUUUGCUUUUAUUUUGUGGCCUUUCGGUUUGCUGUCGCUACCUGUGGUUCCAGCCGAAUUUUGGUUGUCGACGUCAGCUUCGUGGAAUCAUUAUUUUUUAGAGAGAGUGGAGAUCUGGGGAGGAGAGGGGAAAAGAUCCUACCUUUUGGUUGCUUCUGUCUUUCGGCUGUCCUCAAAACCCAUCUCGGAUCGAUCGCUUCUCUUUGUUUGUUCGCCGGCUUUUUUUGGGAAGAAUUCACAAGAUUGGAUAUUUGGUUUCAUCAACUUGGAAGUAGAGAGUUUGAUAAUUUCUCAUCUUGCAUGACCGGCAAGAAUUCCACUUAACCAUCUUGCAGACACUCCAGGAAUGGCUGCAACUCCUAUUUCGGAACGGAGAAAUUCUCGCCGGUUCUCGUCUGUUUUAUCUUCAGCUGUACUUGAAUGGUUGUUAAUGCUUCUAUUGUUCCUUGAUGCAUUAUAUUCUUACCUGGUGACAAAAUUUGCUCGUCUUUGCAAAUUGCAAACACCAUGUCUUUUAUGCUCAAGGCUAGAUCAUAUUCUGGGCAAUGAGAAACCAGAUUUUUAUUGGGAUUUAAUUUGCAAGGCCCAUAAAUCAGAAAUCUCCUCGUUGGCUUUUUGUCAUGUUCACCAAAAGCUUGCUAAUCUCCAUGAUAUGUGCGAAGGCUGCCUCCUCACAUCUGCCAUGGAGAAAUCUAUCCCUGAGACAUACGGAACACUGGUGGAUAAUCUUGGGGUGGCUCUUGAUGGUAGCGAAGACAUUGAUCUGAAAUUUCCUGGAGUUAUCAAUGGCAGUGGUCUGCAGGAUGGACUUCAUGGAGAUGAUGCGGUUAAAGUCCCUUUACUGAAGAAGGAUCCUGUGUCAUUCAUGAGGACUUGUUCUUGCUGUUCUAAGCUUUUCAGAAAUAAACCACAUGCUGUCAGUUUGAUUCAAAAGAAAUCCACUGGAGUUGACUCUGCUGAAUUUGGCAUUUCUUUGUCAAAUUCCAUAGAACACAAUGGUCUCCAUCAUCAAGAUGAUCUGAGUAAGACAAGAGAGAAGUCUUUGGGGCCAACAGCAGCAUAUCAUUUGGGGAAUCCACGCUUUGAUCGUCUAUUGCACAUUGGAUACAGUGAACUUAAGGUUAACUCUGACUCAGAGUCAGAAGUCUCAUCCUCAGAUGAUGAAGAUGGAAAUACACUGGUUCAUGGAGCUGAGGAACUUGAGCAACAUUUUGACCCUCGAUCUCCACAACCAGAACCUGCCACCAUUAUCUCCAACAGUUUAUCUACCACUAUUUCAGAUGAUGCAACUGUAGAAAAGUUGAUUCAUCCUGCUCCUGUCAUGCAUGAGCCUUCUGAUUCAAUUCCUGAGAAGAAACUCCAUGUAGGUGAGUCUCAUGAUAUGCCAUCUUUGGCAUCUUCUAUUGCUGCUGAACAUGGUCUGGAGGAAUUGGACUAUAGCCGAGUUGACAUGAAUGCUGGUCCUCCAUUACCCAAAAUCACAUCUCAAGACUCUCAACUAGUUCCUUCUGAAGUUCCAAAUGUGAAAGCAGAAGUUUUGGAAAGUCAUGAUGAUGUGCACAUUUCUACUACUUCCUGUGAAGAAGUUUCCAAGGAUUUUAGUUCAGCUGAGAUAAAUUUGAACACAAACCAAAUUAUGAGUGACCCUGGUUCAUCUGUGAACACUCAUAUGGAUCUUAAUGAUGCUUACAAGCUUGCUGUUGGCAAUAAGGGCAACUUGACGUCUUCCAACUUUACAGAAGUAAUUACAGGGAGGGAUUCUUCUAAAGUUCAUGAAGAUCUGAAAUUACUCAUAACACAGAUAUCUGCUGCUAAGGGGCUCGAGACCCGAUGGAGUGAUAUGAGUCCUAGUCCCAGGGUAUAUGGACAAUGUGAUGAACCUGUGUUGCAGAACAUCACUAAAAGGCUGUCUAUUGACAGAAAUGAAUCAGGUUUGGAGUCACUAGAUGGAAGUAUUAUUAGUGAAGUAGAAGGAGAAAGCACAGUUGAUCGACUGAAGCGGCAGAUUGAGUUGGAUAGGAAGUCCAUAAGCCUUUUAUACAAGGAGCUAGAAGAGGAAAGAAAUGCUUCAGCCAUUGCAGCAAAUCAAGCAAUGGCUAUGAUUACUAGGUUGCAGGAGGAGAAGGCAGCUAUGCAGAUGGAGGCAUUACAGUACCAGAGAAUGAUGGAAGAGCAAGCUGAGUAUGACCAAGAAGCACUUCAAAAAUCCAAUGAGGUGCUUGCUCAAAGGGAGAAAGAAAUACAAGAUCUAGAAGAAGAGUUUGAAAUAUAUAAGAAGCGUUUUAGAGAUGGAUCAUUAGCAGAGAGAAUGCCAGAAAAGUUUGACGACUUAGUGUCAAGAGAGAACAAUCCCACCAGCACAACUCUUGAAAAGGAGUCUGGUGCCUCCAGAUGGGGUGGAUCAGGUCCUUUGAAGGUUCCUUUGUUAGAUUUUGAAGAUGAGAAGGAGUACAUUUCUGAUUGUUUGACGAAGUUGGAGAAAAAGCUCCAUCUUUUCUCCAAUAAUGGGGUUUACGUUGAUCUUUCAAGAUUUGAUGCAAAGGAAGACGGAUAUUCUGAUAAAAGAUGUGAGGAUGCUCAUAGACAAAACCCCGAACAGAGAAAUGCAGUUUUAGAUCAUGAUGUUAAAAAUGGCCAAUAUUUGGAGGAGGCACCGGGGUGUAAUGAUUUGGAACAUCCACACUGGAAUAAUUUGUCUCCAGAAAAUAGUCAAUCAGGAGGGAGUGUUUUGUCAGGGAAAAAGAAACCAUCAAAAUCCAAAUCAAGCUCCCUUUUGUCAUCCCAAGGGGUUCAAUAUACCACCCAACAGAACGGUGAAUAUGGUUCUGACGGUGAUGGGCAGUACCUCUCCAUGGUUGAUAAAGAGAGUGAUCUAACUACCCUUGAAAAUGAAAUUUCACAUCUGGCUGAGAGGUUGGAGGCACUUGAAGCAGAUCGUACUUUUCUUGAACACACCAUCAACUCACUUAGAAAUGGAGAUGAUGGAGUACAGUUUGUUCAGGAGAUAGCUUGCCAUCUACGGGAUUUACGGAGAAUUGGGAUCACACGAAGAGAGCAUACGUCAAGUUGAGCUCACAUGGUCUUGCCUAUGAGAUGUCAGCUAGAUAUGAACAGUGGAUUUCGAUUCCAAUAGCAAGGACAACAAUUGGAUUUGAUUAUUUGGGAUAAGGUAGACAUCUUUGGUGCUGCACUAUUGGGAUUACUAGGAAUGGAGCAUCCACAUAACAUUGUACAGUAUUAUCAGUUUGAGUACUCUCAAAUGUGGGCUAAUGUUUCCAGUGAUUUUUCCUCCUUUUAUCUUUGUUUAUUUUUUACUCCUACAUUUCUUGGCUUUGCAAUUUUCUUGAAUUCGUAUUUCCUUCUGUUAGCCUGAUUGCUUCUAGACUUGGUUUUCUUGAUUGGUUUUUGAGAUAUGAGUGGCCAAUUGUAAAAGCACCGACUUCUGUGUGUAACAGCAAUAUUGUGUGUAUUAGGACAAUUGGGUUAACAGCCCAUCUGCUGACUUUUGUAUAUUGAUUUAUGCUUGCUUGCUUCAGCAGUUCUAGCUAUGAAAGUUGGGCAUUUAUAACUUAAAGUUUA